Molecule: messenger RNA, 1173 nt
Organism: Cariama cristata (Red-legged seriema)
Lineage: Eukaryota; Metazoa; Chordata; Aves; Cariamiformes; Cariamidae
Gene: RAVER2
Product: ribonucleoprotein, PTB-binding 2
Exons: 9
Molecular function (GO): nucleic acid binding
Source: RefSeq, a predicted model, not a curated record
AUGGAGGCUAACGGGGGAAGGAGCCCUCCGGAGAGGGAAGAUGUGAGGGUGGAGUUUGCUCAGGAUGAAGACAGUUGCAUUGGUGACUUUGCAGUGGUUGAGUAUGAAACUGCAGAGCAGGCUGAGAAAGUACAAGAAGUGACAAAUGGCAUGACUAUCAAAGGAAAGAGGAUCCAGGUGUCGUACUGUGCUCCGGGAACGCCAGGCAGAAGCACCUUAGCAGCACUUAUAGCAGCGCAAAGGAUGAUGAGGAACAAUAAGAAAGGCUUGCUUCCAGAGCCAAAUCCAGUGCAGAUUAUGAAAAGUUUUAAUAAUCCAGCAAUGUUGCAAAUGCUGCUGCAGCCCCAGUUGCGUGGACAUGCUGUUAAACCUGUUCUUGGAGCAUCUGCAGGUUUACCUCACCUUAUAAAUUCAGCAGUUGGCCCACCUUUUUUGCAGUUGAAUAAAAUUCACCAGAGUUCAAUUCUGGGGAGUACCUCUAACUUACUGCUGCAGAGCCCUGCUCACCUACCGUUGCCGCAGCAGCAGCUGAUGAAGAUUGAAAACGUUCAGGCUAAUAGUAAACCGGGUUUGCUGGGAGAACCUCCAACAAUGCUACUUCAGACGGUACUGGGAAUAGGGGUAAUGCCUUCAGUGAGUUCAGGCAUGGGAACCCGUGGAGAAGCUCUGAAGUCAUCUAAUCUAACUCCCAUUCAAACAGCAGCAGCAGCAGGGAUGGGCAUGCUGCCAUUCUUUCCGAAUCAGCACAUUGUUGGACAAGCUAUACCAGGGCAAAACAGCACUCCAGAUAAACAAUCGACUACCGAAGCGGUUGUCUCGGGAUCACAGCCUUAUCAUCAGACCUUAACAAAUCUUUCUGCGGGAGCUUUGCGGGCUGGACAUGCCAAACAACAAAAUCAACUAAAAAGUACUGAUACAAGUUCAGGGACUGCCUUGAAAAAACAGACGUCACUGCUAGGAGAACCACCAAAAGAAAUACGUCUUAGUACCAACCCCUACUUGAAUUUGGCAAGUGUGUUGCCUGGUAUAUGUCUUCCAGGUAAGCGAACCCCACCGCAGCAGACUGGACUUUCGAACAACAUCAUGGAUGCUGCUGUGUCUCAGGGAACUACAUCACAACAUGCAAUGGAAAAUUAUUUUAAUUACUCUCAACAGCAUGGGGAGUACACACAG